Messenger RNA from Choloepus didactylus (southern two-toed sloth), 3260 nucleotides. RefSeq names its product junction mediating and regulatory protein, p53 cofactor (gene JMY). The transcript is spliced from 11 exons. The record is from RefSeq and is a predicted model, not a curated record. The coding region runs from base 28 to 3000 and encodes 990 amino acids. Gene Ontology annotation, molecular function: Arp2/3 complex binding; actin binding; transcription coactivator activity. Gene Ontology annotation, biological process: Arp2/3 complex-mediated actin nucleation; intrinsic apoptotic signaling pathway by p53 class mediator; positive regulation of apoptotic process. Gene Ontology annotation, cellular component: cytoplasm; nucleus. Lineage: Eukaryota; Metazoa; Chordata; Mammalia; Pilosa; Megalonychidae.
CCCCCGCGGUCGGGCGCCUGAGCCACCAUGUCGUUCGCGCUCGAAGAGACGCUCGAAUCGGACUGGGUGGCCGUGCGGCCCCAUGUGUUCGAUGAGCGCGAGAAGCACAAAUUCGUCUUUAUUGUGGCCUGGAACGAGAUUGAGGGCAAGUUUGCCAUAACUUGCCACAACCGGACGGCCCAGAGGCAGAGGAGCGGCUCUCGGGAGCAGGCGGGGUCGCGAGGGGGCGCCGAGGCUGGAGGACCAGCGUCCGAUGAGAUCCGCGGACCGGGCAGCCCGGCGGGCAAGGGCCGGCCCGAGGCCACUGCCUCCGCGUCUCUGGGCAGGAGCCCAGGACCCCGGAGGAGCCCAGCUUGGGUGGAGGGCGCCUCUUCGCGGAGCGCACGCAGCCUUCGCGGGGACCCGUUGCUACGGAGUUCGGCUGGCAGAGGAGCGGAGAGUCCUCUCAGGAGCCCAGUGCGGGCCAAGUCUAGCCCGCUCCGGAGGGAACCUGCAGCCAGAGAUGUGGUUGGGUCCUCCGCUGCGGUGGCCCCGCCGGCGCCCGGGGAGGCCCCGGUGACAUCCGUGCGGGUGGUGAGCACCUCUGGGGCGGUCUCCGAGGAGAUAGAGGUGCUAGAAAUGGUGAGGGAGAACGAGGCAGUCUUGACGCUCUCGGACUCUGGGCAGCCGCCGCCCGCCGCCGACCUGGAGUCCUCGGCCGAGGAGUGCAGCUGGGCCGGGCUCUUCUCCUUCCAGGAUCUGCGCGCCGUGCACCAGCAGCUGUGCUCUGUGAACUCGCAGCUGGAACCGUGCCUGCCCGUGUUCCCCGAGGAGCCCUCGGGCAUGUGGACCGUGCUGUUCGGGGGCGCCCCCGAGAUGACUGAGCAGGAGGUCGACACUCUUUGUUACCAGCUGCAGGUCUAUCUGGGCCACGGCCUGGACACCUGCGGCUGGAAGAUCCUCUCCCAGGUCCUCUUCACCGAGACCGACGACCCAGAGGAGUAUUAUGAAAGCCUCAGUGAGCUGCGGCAGAAGGGUUACGAAGAAGUGCUUCAGCGGGCCAGGAAGCGUAUCCAGGAGCUCUUGGAUAAGCACAAGAAUACAGAGAGCAUGGUAGAACUUCUGGACUUGUAUCAGAUGGAGGAUGAAGCCUACAGCAGCCUUGCAGAAGCCACGACUGAACUCUAUCAGUAUUUGCUACAGCCAUUCCGUGAUAUGAGAGAACUUGCCAUGCUACGAAGGCAGCAGAUCAAGAUUUCCAUGGAGAAUGAUUAUUUAGGUCCCCGAAGAAUUGAGAGUCUACAAAAAGAAGAUACUGAUUGGCAGCGGAAAGCUCAUAUGGCUGUCUUGUCUAUUCAAGAUCUUACUGUCAAAUAUUUUGAAAUAACAGCUAAAGCUCAAAAAGCUGUGUACGAUCGAAUGCGAGCAGAUCAGAAGAAAUUUGGUAAAGCAUCAUGGGCAGCAGCUGCUGAACGUAUGGAAAAACUCCAGUAUGCAGUUUCUAAGGAGACUUUGCAGAUGAUGAGAGCUAAAGAAAUCUGUUUGGAACAGAGGAAACAUGCACUAAAAGAAGAGAUGCAGAGUUUGCAGGGUGGUACAGAAGCCAUAGCCCGAUUGGAUCGGUUAGAAGCUGAUUAUUACGAUCUACAACUUCAGUUGUAUGAGGUGCAGUUUGAGAUCUUGAAGUGUGAAGAAUUGCUAUUGACAGCACAAUUGGAAAGCAUCAAAAGACUUGUAUCGGAAAAGAGAGAUGAAGUGGUAUACUAUGACACUUAUGAAAGCAUGGAGGCCAUGCUAGAAAAGGAAGAGAUGGCAGCCUCUGUGCAUUUACAGAGGGAAGAGUUGCAGAAACUUCAGCAGAAAGCACGCCAGCUGGAAGCAAGACGUGGACGGGUUUCAGCCAAGAAAGCCUACCUCAGAAACAAAAAGGAAAUUUGUGUUGCAAAACACAAUGAAAAAUUCCAACAGCGCCUUCAGAGUGAAGAUGAACAUAGAACCCAUCACACAGUACAGCUAAAGAGAGAAAAAUUACAUGAAGAAGAAGAAAGAAAAAGUGCCUGGGUUAGCCAAGAAAGGCAGAAAACACUGGAUAGACUUCGAACAUUUAAACAGAGGUACCCUGGUCAAGUCAUACUUAAAUCAACCAGAUUGCGGCUGGCUCAUGCAAGAAGAAAAAGUAUAGCAAGUCCAGUGCCCUGUGAGGAUCAUUGCGACUCUUUAUCAGGAGCACUGCAGGUAAAAGAAAAAAUCGAAGAGGCAGAGGAAGGAAGCAGCAAGCUUGGGUCAUCACAGACAACAGAACCCCAGAGCUUUGCACAACUUGAAGAUACUUCAUUGGCACAACUUGAGGCCACUUCAUUACCUCUCAGUGGUGUUACCUCUGAACUGCCUCCCACUGUAUCUCUUCCACUUUUGACUAAUAAUGACCGUGAACCAGGUUCUGUUACCACAGAUCCACUCCCACCACCUCUUCCUCCAACACCACCUCCCCCUCCCCCACCACCUCCCCCUCCCCCACCGCCACCACCUCUGCCUCUUGCUAAGGACAGCAUCCCAGAGACACUGGAGAAAGGUCUGCCUAGAAUGGAUGAGAAUGAGAAGAGGAUCCCGAAGUCGGCGAGCGCCCCCUCAGCACACCUCUUUGAUAGCAGCCAGCUGGUGAGUGCCAGGAAAAAGCUCAAGAAGACUGCUGAAGGUUUGCAAAGGAGGAGAGUGAGCUCACCCAUGGAUGAGGUGCUAGCUUCCUUGAAGCGUGGUAGUUUUCAUCUGAAAAAGGUUGAACAGCGAACUCGGCCUCCUUUUCCUGAUGAAGAUGAUAGUAAUAAUAUCUUGGCACAGAUAAGAAAAGGGGUGAAAUUGAAGAAGGUACAGAAAGAAGUUCUGAGAGAAUCCUUCACACUUCUGCCUGAUACAGACCCUCUAACACGGAGCAUUCAUGAAGCUCUUCGAAGAAUUAAAGAAGCGUCCCCUGAGUCAGAGGAUGAAGAAGAGGCUUUGCCUUGCACAGAUUGGGAAAACUGACAAGUAACUUAACAGAAAGAAGAAAAUAUCUACUCUUGAAGAUGGGUCCUUAUUCUUUUGGAGAACAAAAUUUUAUAUACUUGUUUCCAUAAUUGGAUUUAUAUUGGAUCCAAAUUGUAUUGGUUCAAUGGUGAAAAAAAAGAAGCACAAUUGGCAGGUCAUCCUUCUUCCAGUCAUUCCAACAGAUAGUAAUUACCAUGAGUUUUAGAUAUGCAGUGUUAACUGCAAUGAAGAAAAGGCCUUCUUUUUUUCUCUCUUUU